This is a messenger RNA of Tarenaya hassleriana, 3391 nucleotides long. RefSeq names its product copper-transporting ATPase RAN1-like. Gene Ontology annotation, biological process: monoatomic cation transport. The record is from RefSeq and is a predicted model, not a curated record. Bases 194 to 3232 code for a protein of 1012 amino acids. Gene Ontology annotation, cellular component: membrane. The transcript is spliced from 10 exons. Lineage: Eukaryota; Viridiplantae; Streptophyta; Magnoliopsida; Brassicales; Cleomaceae. Gene Ontology annotation, molecular function: ATP hydrolysis activity; ATPase-coupled monoatomic cation transmembrane transporter activity; copper ion binding.
UCGAUUAUUUUCCUCUUUUCUCCUUCAUGCCCCGGGAAUUCCUCCAUUUCUCUGUUACAUAUAGGAAUAGAAGCAAUCUCUCUACAUAUAUAUACACACACACAUAUAUAUACACAUCAUUACAGAAGAAUCCCCACCUUUGACCUCGUCGUAGGCGCGUCUCCGUCUGCUUCUCGUCGGACUCGCUAAGGACAUGGCACCGAGUGGACGGGACGUGCAGUUGAUCCCGGUAUCGUCUCCGGCGAUGGCGGCGGAGGCGUCAAUCGGCGGAAGAGAUUCCGAUAUAGGGGCGAUGGAGGAAGUCCGGCUUCUCGACGCGUACGAUGACGGAAACGCCGCCGAUUUGAGUAGGAUCGAGGAAGGCGGUGGGAGCGGCGGUGUGAGAAGGAUUCAGGUGAGGGUGACGGGCAUGACUUGCGCUGCUUGUUCGAACUCCGUGGAAGGAGCUCUGAGGAGCGUUAAUGGCGUGCUGCAAGCCUCCGUAGCCUUGUUGCAGAACAGGGCUGAUGUCGUCUUCGAUCCCGAUUUGGUCAAGGAAGAGGACAUUAAAGAAGCCAUUGAAGAUGCCGGAUUUGAGGCAGAGAUUCUGUCGGAACCUAUGACCAAGGGCAAGGGGACAAAAGCGCAGGCUACCUUGGUUGGCCAGUUUACAAUUGGAGGGAUGACAUGCGCUGCCUGUGUUAACUCGGUUGAAGGCAUUCUAAGAGAUCUCCCUGGUGUCAAAAGGGCAGUGGUAGCCUUGGCUACUUCGUUAGGAGAAGUCGAGUAUGACCCGACUGUAAUAAGCAAAGACGAUAUAGUUAAUGCAAUUGAGGAUGCAGGUUUCGAGGCUUCACUUGUGCAGAGCAGCCAGCAGGACAACAUUGUCUUAAGGGUUGAUGGCAUCUUCAAUGAGUUUGAUGCACAUAUCCUGGAAGGCAUACUUGCUCGGUUGAACGGCGUUAGACAAUUCCGUCUUGACCGGAUAUCAGGAGAACUGGAAGUGGUGUUCGAUCCAGAGGUUGUCACUUCAAGAUCCUUAGUGGAUGGGAUUGAAGGAGGAAGCAACGGGAAAUUCAAGUUGCGUGUAAUCAAUCCUUAUGAAAGGUUGACAUCUAAAGACACCGGAGAAGCUGCAAACAUGUUUCGGCUUUUCAUCACCAGUCUUUCUCUCAGUAUUCCGCUUUUCUUCAUCCAAGUAGUGUGCCCGCACAUUGCUGUUCUAGAUUCCUUGCUGGUCUGGAGGUGUGGACCUUUCUUGAUGGGUGAUUGGAUGAAAUGGGCAUUGGUAAGUGUUAUUCAGUUUGUUGUCGGAAAGAGAUUCUACAUCGGAGCAGGAAGAGCUCUUCGAAAUUGUUCAAGUAACAUGGACGUUCUGGUGGCACUGGGCACAUCAGCUUCUUACUUCUACUCUGUUGCGGCUCUUCUAUAUGGAGCGGUCACCGGGUUUUGGUCUCCGACAUACUUUGAAACAAGCGCUAUGCUGAUAACAUUUGUACUGUUGGGGAAGUAUUUGGAAGCUCUCGCAAAGGGAAAAACAUCAGAUGCUAUCAAGAAACUCGUAGAACUUACUCCAGCAACGGCAAUUUUGCUUGUCAAAGGCAAAGGAGGGAAGGUAGAAGGGGAAAGGGAGAUAGAUGCUUUGCUGAUUCAGCCAGGUGACACGUUAAAAGUUCUUCCGGGAACAAAGAUCCCAGCAGAUGGGGUUGUGAUAUGGGGUUCGAGUUACGUAAAUGAGAGCAUGGUGACAGGAGAAUCAGUUCCGGUAUCAAAGGAGGUUGAUUCACAAGUGAUUGGGGGUACUAUCAAUUUGCAUGGUGUUCUUCACAUUGAAGCUACAAAAGUCGGGUCUGACACCGUUCUGAGCCAGAUUAUAAGUUUGGUCGAGACAGCCCAAAUGUCGAAAGCUCCUAUCCAGAAAUUUGCGGAUUAUGUCGCCAGCAUUUUUGUCCCAAUAGUGAUUACUUUGGCAUUAUUCACCCUUUUGGGCUGGCUAAUCGGUGGAGCUGUUGGAGCCUACCCGGAAGAAUGGCUGCCGGAAAACGGGACUUACUUUGUUUUCUCUCUUAUGUUUGCGAUAUCUGUUGUAGUAAUCGCUUGCCCUUGUGCUCUCGGUUUGGCAACUCCGACCGCUGUUAUGGUCGCGACAGGAGUCGGGGCAAGUAACGGUGUCUUGAUCAAAGGUGCGGAUGCACUCGAAAGAGCUCAGAAGGUGAAAUAUGUGGUAUUUGACAAAACCGGCACUCUAACCCAAGGGAAAGCUACUGUUACAACUGCGAAAGUUUUCUCCGAUAUGGACCGUGGAGAAUUCCUUACGCUCGUGGCUUCUGCCGAGGCAAGCAGCGAACACCCGCUGGCAAAAGCUAUAGUUGAAUACGCUCGGCAUUUCCACUUCUUUGACGAGUCUGAAACAGACAACAAAGACUCCCGAGUUUCUGGAUGGCUCCUCGAUACCUCGAAUUUCUCCGCUCUUCGUCGACAAGGAAUUCGAUGCUUCGUUAACGAGAAGCUUGUUCUGGUAGGGAAUCGUAAACUUAUGAUGGAGAACGGUAUUGCUAUCCCGGACCACGUGGAGAGUUUCGUAGUGGAGCUUGAAGAAAGUGCAAAGACGGGAAUACUUGUAGGCUACGGCGGCGAACUGGUAGGCGCAAUCGGAGUUGCGGAUCGGCUAAAGCGAGAGGCGGCAGUGGUCGUGGAGGGUCUCCUUAAAAUGGGCAUUAGACCCAUAAUGGUCACUGGCGAUAACUGGAGAACAGCCAGAGCUGUCGCCAAGGAGGUCGGGAUCGAAGAUGUGAGGGCAGAGGUGAUGCCGGCGGGGAAGGCGGAUGUGAUACAUUCGUUGCAGAGAGACGGAAGCACGGUGGCUAUGGUGGGAGAUGGGAUCAACGAUUCGCCUGCUUUAGUUGCAGCGGAUGUCGGUAUGGCGAUCGGGGCGGGAACAGAUAUAGCGGUGGAAGCUGCGGACUAUGUCCUGAUGAGGAACAACCUGGAAGACGUGAUCACGGCCAUCGAUCUGUCCCGGAAAACCUUAAGGAGGAUCCGACUAAAUUACGUGUUUGCCAUGGCAUAUAACGUGGUGGCGAUCCCGGUAGCGGCAGGAGUGUUCUUCCCGUCGCUGAGGGUGCAGUUGCCGCCGUGGGCCGCCGGAACGUGCAUGGCUCUGUCGUCGGUCAGCGUCGUUUGCUCGUCCUUGCUUCUUAGAAGAUACAAGAGGCCAAGACUCACCACCAUCUUGGAGAUCACAGUGGAGUAGAGUGUGCAAUGAUGUGUGUAUUCUUUGUAUAAAAAAAAAAAAGGUCCCACGGACUUUGGUAAGAAUCCGACCAGAAUGGUCGUCCGUUCCGGUUCAUGUAGAAUGGUUAUUUGUUGAAGUUUUUUUUCCUUCUUCACGAAAUCAAAAGACUUGGUCUUG